AUGUCGGCACCACUUUCUCGCGCAGCUGGCCAGGUCAUGGCAAGGAGACUCUUCUCUUCUACGGCCCGUGUCAACUCGGUCCACGCCAGCGCUUCCCAGGAGCUGCGGGCUCUAUUCAAGAAGAGCACGACCGAGUCGCAACCCACAGACUGGGGCAGAAUCAUCCGAUCCCGUGCCAGCACGUUAGUCCUCUACGCUGGCGGCAUGGGCACUGUCCUGUUCUGGCCUCUGGGUGCUGCCUGGGCCCUGGACGGCAGAAUGUGA
Molecule: messenger RNA, 264 nt
Organism: Pestalotiopsis fici W106-1
Lineage: Eukaryota; Fungi; Ascomycota; Sordariomycetes; Amphisphaeriales; Sporocadaceae
Exons: 2
Coding region: 1-264 (87 amino acids)
Source: RefSeq, a predicted model, not a curated record